ACAGCGAAUUCUUGCCCGGACCGAAUCAUGCGAGCGCCCUCUUGUGCACGAUCCCGCCGGUAGUCGACCCGACGCGCAAGAUGAACAACGACGCCUUUCGCAAACUGGUGUCCAGCACACCCGCUCGACAGGAUGAUGCGACCAAGCCCUCGAAGCCAGCCGCGCUGGGCGCGAAGAGGAACGCAUUUGUACCCAUGACUCCAAGCCCUGGGAAGGCAGCAAGCAACGAUGAUUUCGCUCGCCAAGUUCGCGAACAGCACGCGCAAAUGAGACCUCCCAAAAAGUACAAAUCCUCUGCUCCCAAGGGAAGCAAAUUUGGCGCGGGAUACGUGGACAGAGCAAAGGCGAGACAGGAAGCUUCAGAUGAUCAAGACGACAAGGCAGAGCGUAUCAAGGCUCUGGAGGAGCAGGCGAAGCUAGGCACAAUCUCAUGGGGGACAUUCGAGGCGCUGAGAGAUCAGAUCACAGGAGGUGAUGUCUCGAGUACGCAUCUGGUCAAAGGUCUUGACAGGCAGUUGCUGGAGCGCGUGAGACGUGGCGAGGACGUGCUGGGACUCGGAAAGAAAUCUGGCGCGGACGAUGCGCCGGUCGAUGUGGACGAUGAACUGGAGAAACUAGGAGAGAAGGAAAUCGCAUUGGUGAAGAAGGAGCAGGCAGAGAAAAAAGGAGUGAAGGCCGUCGAACCCAUAGCAGGGAAGAAGCGAACACGAGACGAGUUGCUUGCAGAGCUCAAGGCCCAACGCAAGGCGGCGGCCGAAGCCAAAGCGGCCAGCGCUCCCAAGCUGGAUGGUCGAUGGAAGAAGAUUGGCGAGCAAUCCAAACCAAAGGUGGAGAUCGACCACAAGGGCCGUGAAGUCGUCACAGUUGUUCAGGAAGACGGGACUGUGAAGAAAAUGGUUAAGAAGGUUGCGUCGAACGGAACUACAGCGGACAUGCCUGACAUCAGUAAGCAUGUGCUUGGUGCGGACGUUGCUGUUCCAGUGCAAAAACCCGCGGACGCGGACGAGGAGAGCGAUGAGGAUAUUUUCGCAGGAGCAGGAACAGAGUACGACCCGCUUGGACAGGAAGACGAGGACGAGGACGAGGACAGCGAUGACGAAGGCGAUAGCGAAGGCGUUGCAGAGCCCGCGCGUAAAAACGAUGCCCCGAAAGAGUCUGACGACGAAGGUGAAGUCUCAGAAGAGCCUGUGGACGAGCAACAACCGAAGACGCAAUCUGUUGUAUCAACGACCGCGAAGGCUACCAGGAACUAUUUUGGCGACAGCUCCAAGCAAACUGAAGAGGAAGCUGCGAAAGACCGCUUCAAAGGCAUCGAGAAUGUGCUCAAGAAAGCGGCAAAUCUUGCGGCCGAUAAGACUGGCUCUGAUGACGAAGACGAUGAUCCAGCCACUCGUGAAGAGCGCGAAGCACGGAAAGCAAAGCGGGCUCGCAUGCUGGCACAGCAGGAUCGCGAUCUCGAGGAUAUGGACCUCGGCUUUGGAGGCAGUCGUGGCGAAGACGAAGAGGACGCUCUCGAUGCCAAGGUGAAACUGGCAGAGUGGAAGGGUGGUAAGGCAGCUGGCGAUGACGGCUGGGAAGAAGACGAUGGGAAGCGUGGCGACAAGAAGAAGCGCAAGCCGAAGAAGAGGAAGGGUGAUGUCAACAACGCCGCGGACAUCUUCAGGGUGAUUGAAGGCAGAAAGGCGAAGGAGAACAAAUGAGCUAUGCUUACCCACGACAUAAGGAACGAAUCUGACCUUCUCAUAGGCCAAGAAUGUCGACCAUUCUACACUCGACACAAAGUCACGUGCUCCAUCACUUUGUCACUGCAAGACUGCAACGAGCACGUUCGCAGUCUCUGUUGUGGCCAGCCAUUUUGCGACAACGGUCAAGUCCUUCACAAGCGUUUCAGCUCGUUCGAACAAUGUUUCGCGCUUGCAGCAGCACUGUGUGAUCCAUUGGGCGUUAAGCGCCGAGCUGGAUGUCGAAAGCGGAUUGCCGGAGCUCCACAUCAAGCCCACAACCACACUUGCGCGCUUCGCUCUGCGGUUCCUCUAUCCUGACCGUCGUUCAAAGCGAACAUGAAACAGCAUGCUGCAUGAUUGCCAAAAAUGUAGUCUUGUCGUUGCUGUAUUAAGCAACAGCAACGCCGCACACUUGCAGCCCACGCGUCUAACGCUGCAGUGCCGCACAGCGCAGAGGUUUGGUCCUGUAUAUACUUCAGAGAGUACAUCUCACGGUAAGUCGACUCUUCAUUGCGACUCAUCACUGUCUUUCCUUAUCAUU
Molecule: messenger RNA, 2265 nt
Organism: Cercospora beticola
Lineage: Eukaryota; Fungi; Ascomycota; Dothideomycetes; Mycosphaerellales; Mycosphaerellaceae
Biological process (GO): mRNA splicing, via spliceosome
Cellular component (GO): nucleus
Source: RefSeq, a predicted model, not a curated record